UCCUUGUUUCUUCCUUUGACAACUCUCUCUCUCUCUCUCCACUAAACCCUCGAUUCUUGGCCUCCACGUUAACCCUACUCCCAAGAAAUCCCCAUUUUUCCAUUGACUCUAUAAACUUUGACUUCAUUACAUCUUUUCCAUCCUUUAUAACCUCAAAAAUCUCAUCUUUAGUAGUAUCCAACUGCACCCUUUUCAUCAUAGAAUCUCAGUAGCGAAAAAAAAUCAAAUUUUUAAUCAUGUUGUUUUCUUUGUCUUCUUCCACUUCACUCAUGAACCUUGCUACUGAUUUUCUUCUGAAGCCAAUUUUCCUUCAUGGGUUGUCUAGUGUUCUUCAUAUACUGUUGCUAGUGGGGGUUUUGGUUUCAUGGGUUUGGAAAAGGGUUGCAGCUGGUGUUGGGAAUGUUGGGAAUGAGACCAAGGAGGAGAAACCAAAUAGUACUUUGUUUAAAGUGACAAAGUUUUGUUCUAUUGGUUUUUCUUCUUUCAAUUUUGUUUUGUUUCUUGUUAAUUAUUUUUACUGGUAUACUAGUGGUUGGUCAGAAGAAAGGCUUGUUACUCUUUUUGAUUUAGGUUUGAAAACAGUUGUUUGGUGUGUUGUUUGUGUUUGCUUUCACAAAGGGUUCUUGUUUUUCUUCAGUUCAAGUCAGAGAAAAAGAAGGUUUCCGGUUAUCUUCAGAGCUUGGUGUGUCUUUUUUCUAUUUGUUUCAUGUUAUUGCUUUGUGGUUGACAUUGUUGUUUUGUAUGAAAAUCGCGUUGAGUUAACCGUUCGAAGCAUUGUUUCGGAUGUGGUGUCGGUUUGUGUUGGUUUGUUCUUUUAUUAUGUCGGGUUUUGGGUGAAAAAUGAGAUUGGAGAAGGUGAUAGAACCCUUCAAGAACCUCUUUUGAAUGGUGAUACACAUGUUAGUAAUGGUAAUGGUAAUGCCUUGGAGUUGAAAGAGACUAAAGGAGGUGACACACUUACCCCUUAUUCAAAUGCUGGAAUUUUGAGCCUUCUCACUUUCACAUGGGUGGGUCCAUUGAUAGCAUUUGGCAAUAAGAAAGUCUUAGACCUUGAGGAUAUUCCUCAGCUAGAUAGUGGAGAUAGUGUGGUUGGAGCUUUUCCAACUUUUAGUGAAAAACUUGAAGCUGAUUGUGGUGCAGUCAAUAGAGUAACCUCACUUAAGUUAGUUAAGUCAAUAAUACUCUCAGGGUGGAAAGAGAUUCUUUUCACUGCUUUUCUUGCACUGUUAAACACUUUUGCUAGUUAUGUCGGUCCUUAUCUUAUUGAUUCUCUUGUUCAAUAUCUCGGUGGAAAAAGGCUAUAUGAGAAUCAAGGCUAUGUCUUGGUUUCUGCAUUUUUCCUUGCAAAGGUUGUAGAGUGCUUUACACAAAGGCAUUGGUUCUUUAGGUUGCAGCAACUCGGACUUCGUAUCCGAGGACUGCUCGUGACUAUGAUUUAUAAAAAAACCUUAACACUUUCAUGUCAAUCAAGGCAGUGUCACACUUCUGGAGAAAUAAUCAAUUUCAUGACUGUUGAUGCUGAAAGAGUCGGUAUAUUCAGUUGGUACAUGCAUGAUAUGUGGUUAAUAGUUUUGCAAGUUGCGUUGGCGUUGUUGAUUUUGUAUAAAAACCUUGGACUUGCUUCCAUUGCUGCUUUUGUUACGACCAUCAUUAUUAUGUUAGCGAAUGUUCCGUUAGGAUCAUUGCAAGAGAAGUUUCAAAAAAAUUUGAUGGAGUCAAAGGACACAAGAAUGAAGACGACGUCUGAAAUUUUAAGAAACAUGAGGAUCCUUAAACUACAAGGAUGGGAAAUGAAGUUUCUAUCUAAAAUAACCGAGCUUAGGGAUGCAGAACAAGGCUGGUUGAAAAAAUUUCUUUAUACUUCAGCCAUAACUACAUUUGUCUUUUGGGGCGCACCUACAUUAGUAUCUGUGGUUACUUUCAGUACUUGUAUGGUUAUAGGGGUCCCACUUGAAUCCGGGAAGAUUCUGUCAGCACUUGCAACGAUCAGGAUUCUUCAAGAGCCUAUUUACAAUCUUCCAGAUUUAAUUUCAAUGAUAGCACAAACUAAAGUUUCUGUUGAUAGGAUCGCGUCAUUCCUUCGUCUCGAAGACUUGCAGUCUGAUGUUGUAGAAAGACUUCCUCAGGGUAGUUCUGAUACGGCAAUUGAAGUGGCCGAUGGGAAUUUUUCAUGGGAUUUAUCUUUGCCUAAUCCAACUUUACAGAACUUAAAUCUCAAGGUUUUUCAUGGCAUGAAGGUUGCGGUUUGUGGUACUGUUGGAUCAGGCAAGUCGACUUUACUCUCUUGUCUACUCGGAGAAGUUCCAAAGGUAUCAGGUACCGUUAAGGUUUGUGGAACAAAGGCUUAUGUUGCUCAAUCACCAUGGAUUCAAAGUGGCAAGAUAGAGGAUAAUAUAUUGUUUGGUGAAGAAAUGGUCAGGGAAAGGUAUGAGAAAGUACUUGAAGCAUGUUCCUUAAAAAAGGAUUUGGAAAUCUUAUCAUUUGGGGAUCAGACGGUUAUAGGCGAACGUGGGAUAAAUUUGAGUGGUGGACAGAAACAAAGAAUACAAAUUGCUCGCGCUCUUUACCAAGAUGCUGAUAUCUAUCUAUUUGAUGAUCCUUUUAGCGCUGUGGAUGCUCAUACAGGAUCUCACCUUUUCAAGGAAUGCUUGCUGGGUGUUUUAAGUUCGAAAACCGUUGUUUAUGUUACUCAUCAAGUGGAGUUCUUACCUACUGCUGACCUUAUAUUGGUCAUGAAAGAUGGAAAAAUAACUCAAAGUGGAAAGUAUGCUGAUUUGCUUAACAUUGGAACCGAUUUUAUGGAACUUGUUGGUGCACAUAGAGAAGCUUUGUCUACACUUGAAUCAUUGGGUGAGGGAAAAGCAUCUAAUGAAAUAAGUAAGUUAGAACAAGAAGUAAAUAUCUCCGGCACUCAUGAAGAGGUAAACAAAAAUGAGCAAAAUGGUAAAGCAGAUGAUGAUACAGGCGAACCGAAAGGCCAACUCGUUCAAGAUGAAGAAAGGGUGAAAGGUAAAGUUGGGCUUUCAGUCUAUUGGAAGUAUAUCACAACUGCAUAUGGAGGAGCUCUCGCACCGUUCAUAAUAUUGGCUCAGAUUCUUUUUCAAACUCUUCAAAUUGGAAGCAACUAUUGGAUGGCUUGGGCAACUCCAGUCUCCGCAGAUGUAGAGCCACCAGUUACAGGAACAACUCUUAUUGAAGUCUAUAUUGGUUUGGCCAUUGGAAGUGCUUUAUGCAUUCUUGUUAGAGCAUUGUUACUCGUUACAUUCGGCUAUAAGACAGCUACUAUACUCUUCAAUAAAAUGCAUUUGGCCAUUUUUCGCGCCCCAAUGUCGUUUUUUGAUUCUACUCCAAGUGGCCGGAUCCUUAAUAGAGCUUCAACUGAUCAAAGUGCAGUGGAUACAGACAUUCCUUAUCAAAUUGGCUCAUUUGCCUUCUCCUUGAUCCAGCUUCUAGGAAUUAUAAUAGUGAUGUCUCAGGUUGCAUGGCAAGUUUUCAUCGUCUUUAUUCCCGUGAUAACAGUUAGCCUUUACUAUCAGCGAUUCUAUUUACCAUCUGCUCGUGAACUAUCACGUUUAUGCGGAGUAUGCAAAGCUCCUAUCAUUCAACACUUUGCAGAAACAAUUUCUGGUACUUCAACCAUUAGAAGCUUUGAUCAACAGUCAAGAUUUCAUGCAGCAAACAUGAAACUGACGGAUGGGUAUUCUCGGCCAAAGUUCAAUAUUGCUGCUGCUAUGGAAUGGUUAUGCAUUCGCUUAGAUAUGUUGUCUUCCAUCACAUUUGUCUUUUCCUUGAUGUUCUUGAUAUCGAUUCCACCGGGAAUCAUAAAUCCAGGCCUUGCUGGUCUAGCAGUUACCUAUGGACUGAAUUUAAAUCAAAUACAAGCUUGGGUGAUAUGGAAUAUUUGCAACUUGGAGAACAAAAUUAUAUCUGUAGAAAGGAUACUUCAAUAUACAAGCAUUCAAAGUGAACCUCCCCUUGUUUUAGAAGAAGAAAAUAGACCAGAUCCUUCUUGGCCCGCAUAUGGCGAGGUUGAUAUACGGAAUUUGCAGGUUCGAUAUGCUCCACAUCUUCCGCUCGUGUUGCGUGGCCUGACAUGCACGUUUCGUGGAGGAUUGAAAACUGGCAUUGUUGGAAGAACAGGAAGUGGCAAAUCAACACUUAUACAAACACUUUUCCGACUCAUCGAGCCUACUGCCGGGGAGGUUAUCAUUGACAGCAUCAACAUCUCUGCAAUCGGACUGCAUGAUUUGAGGUCUAGACUAAGCAUCAUUCCGCAGGAUCCAACUAUGUUUGAGGGGACUGUGAGAAGUAAUCUGGACCCUCUCGAAGAGUACAACGAUGAUCAAAUAUGGGAGGCCUUGGAUAAGUGCCAACUCGGAGAUGAAGUUAGAAAGAAAGAAGGAAAGCUUGACUCAUCAGUUACUGAGAAUGGUGAGAAUUGGAGCAUGGGUCAGAGGCAAUUGGUUUGCCUUGGUAGGGUUCUGCUUAAGAAGAGCAAGAUUUUGGUGCUUGAUGAAGCCACUGCAUCAGUUGAUACAGCUACAGAUAAUUUGAUUCAACAAACUCUUAGGAAGCAUUUCACGGACUCUACCGUCAUUACCAUCGCACAUCGAAUAACUUCUGUUCUUGACAGUGAUAUGGUUCUACUUCUUGAUCAAGGACUUAUUGAGGAGUAUGACUCACCAACCACAUUGCUAGAAGAUAAGUCAUCAUCUUUUGCUAAGCUUGUUGCAGAGUAUACCAUGAGGUCCAACUCCAAUUUUGAGUAAUCUGCUGAUCACAGAUUGAAGUCUACCGUCCGAAAUAAAAGUUUCUUGAUGAAGACCAAAAUAUUGGGGGAAGGGGAUAGUAUCUUAUCAUUAGUGUUUGUAGUUCUUUUUGCAUUAAGCAUGUUUGAUAGAAAAAUGUAAUAUAUGAGAAUAAGGCUUUGAAUUGUUCAACUUCAAAAAAAUUUCAAGGCUAAAGGAAAUUUACUUGAGGCAAGAAUCACCGAAUGAAACCAAAUCUAAUUAUUCAAAAUGCAUUAAUACUAUCACGGUA
This is a messenger RNA of Vicia villosa (hairy vetch), 5040 nucleotides long. Its product is annotated as ABC transporter C family member 3-like. NCBI's taxonomy places the organism in Eukaryota, Viridiplantae, Streptophyta, Magnoliopsida, Fabales, Fabaceae. The transcript is spliced from 10 exons. Gene Ontology annotation, biological process: transmembrane transport. The record is from RefSeq and is a predicted model, not a curated record. Gene Ontology annotation, cellular component: vacuolar membrane; plant-type vacuole. The coding region runs from base 237 to 4769 and encodes 1510 amino acids. Gene Ontology annotation, molecular function: ABC-type transporter activity; ATP hydrolysis activity; ATP binding.